UAUUAUGUUCUGUGUUAGUAACCUAACUCUUUUUGUGUUGAAUUUUGAUUUCCAGUUGCAAUAUUUCUAAGUUCUGAAAUCCCUUGUGAUUUACGUGAACUAUUCUAAUUUUAUUAUUUAAUAAAUUAUCGAGAUGGAAACAGUGGACAUUCAAGCUGUUGAAUCAAAAUUGAGUGAUGUAACAGUUACUGCAAUUCCUAUGAAUAUUGUUAAACCUCCGACUCCUUUGCCUCAAAGUAAACAGGAGACUUCAAUACCAGGUCAAUCGAAAUAUACCGAACUUCUGACCGUACUUGAAGAAAUGGGAAGAGAAGUCCGACCAACCUAUGCUGGAAGUAGAAGUUCUGCCGAAAGGCUCAAAAGAACCAUCGUAAACGCAAGAAUAUUGGUUAGGGAAUGUUUGCUAGAAGCUAGUAAGGGUAAACAGUAACCAAGUCCUUUCAACAUUGAUCAUUCCUCGAUUUGCUACCAUUAUUUUAUUGUAAGUUCAAUUUUGGUACUUAGAUUUUUAUACCCCGUUAACAAUCAUAGUAAUUGGUGAUACUAUCAUGGAAUCAAGGUUGUAUAAUCAGAAAUUAAUUGUGCAUAGGCAUCUACUUCCAUAUGCCAUGAGAGGGUUGUGAAAUUUGAAAAUUAAUAGUGAUGAAGGUCCCUAUGCUCAAAAUAAUUCUAUUCUAUUCAAAAGUCGGAUUGAUAAUUUCAAUCUAAUAGUCAGGUUCUACUGGAUCUUUAUGAUUUAACAAUUUUUCAAUCUAAAUGAGCUGGCAUCAGUUAAAUAUUGAUGGAUGGUGCUCUUCAUUUUAUGAAUGUAAAAAUAAGUGCUGUUAUGCAUGAUUGAACCUGUGAUAUAUUCCCUCCGUACACUAACCAGAAGAAGUGUAUUGUACCAAAAUAUAAUUAAGUACAAAUAUAAUACCAAUGUUACUGUAAUGAAUAUAUAAGUGUUGAUUAUAUGAAAUAUGUAACAAAUUCACAGUAAGAAUAUUUGCUCAGGUUCAUAAUCUAUUUUAUAAAUAAAGUUGUUUUUAUAUCGUAAA
Coccinella septempunctata (seven-spotted ladybird) is the source of this 1037-nucleotide messenger RNA. Its product is annotated as cyclin-dependent kinase 2-associated protein 1-like. The transcript has a single exon. Gene Ontology annotation, cellular component: nucleus; cytoplasm. The coding region runs from base 134 to 430 and encodes 98 amino acids. The record is from RefSeq and is a predicted model, not a curated record. Lineage: Eukaryota; Metazoa; Arthropoda; Insecta; Coleoptera; Coccinellidae.